Messenger RNA from Vigna unguiculata (cowpea), 1039 nucleotides. Its product is annotated as non-specific lipid transfer protein GPI-anchored 8-like. The record is from RefSeq and is a predicted model, not a curated record. Lineage: Eukaryota; Viridiplantae; Streptophyta; Magnoliopsida; Fabales; Fabaceae.
CCAACAACAUUAAGAGAAAAUAAAGUGUCAAAUAAUAGUAUAACGCAGAAAACACAAAAAAGAAAUAAGGAAAAAUGGUUGGCUCCAUUUGGCUUUGUCUUAAAAAGAACCCUUUAAAAAUAGAAGUUCCCUCUGGUUUAUAUAGCCAGAAUACACUAGAAUGAUGAUGCACUGGGGGAAUAGAGAGAAAACAACAUCAACGUAAAAAUAAGAUUUGUUUGGUUGGUGUUGUUUUCAUCCUGAAUUUUCUGUGUCAUUGAUGAAGAAAAUGUCUUCUAACAACAUUUGCCCCCUCUCAUUCUUCAUCAUGUUCUUCUCAUCAUAUCUUCAUGUUGGUCUGUGUCAAACUAGCCUUGACCAGCUCCUACCUGGUCUAGGGCAAGGUAGCUUUCUACAAGAUGCACAAUGCAUACAAAAGUUGGUGCCAUGCCAAACAUAUUUGAAGUCUCAAACCAACCCUCCUCCUGAGACUUGUUGUGCACCAUUGAAGGAGUUGCAUGACAAUAAAUCACCAUGCAUCUGCAAUAUCCUUAACAAGCCUUCUCUCCUUCAGUCUGUUGGUGUUUCCAAGGAUGACCUCUUGAAGCUCCCUCAAGCUUGCAGCAUUGAUACAGACUUUUCUAGCUGCAACGGAGGAUCUCAAGAUGGAGAGUCACCAGCAGCAGAAGGUGAAGGUUCUGUACCUGAUGAAGACAUAGCUGAAAGAACAAGUUCAACAAAAACUAUUACUCCAUAUGAAAUCACUUCUCUUGGUGUACCUGGCUUUGUUGCAUUGUUGAGUGCACUAGUAUUUUCUUCAUACUAGAGUUUUUUCAUGUCAUGAAUACCAAUGAAUAAAGAACAAGUUCCCAGAACUCUCCAUAGUGCAACCAACACAUUUUUCAGUUUAAUUUUUCAGUGGCAGAUGUAUAUUUAGUGCCAUCAUCAUUGAUCAAACUCAAUUUACAUUACUAAACAAACUUGUAAGAAGGUUCAUUCUUAUUCUUUUGUCUGUACACAUUUUAGAAAACAGUCUAUAACAUAGUUUUUUUUUUUAAAA